GAUGGAGCGGCGGAGCGGGCCCGGGCUGGCGCUUCUGGGCGCCUUGGGCCGGCGGCUGCUCUGGGCGCUGCCCGCUUACGCCGCGGGGCUGCUGGGGCUGGGCGCGGGCGCCGUCGUGCUCGCUCUCGCGCUCUACGCGGGCUGGCGGCGGCGGCGGCGCGCCCGGGAGCGCGGGAUGCGCGCGGCCGAGCGCCUGCAGCGCGACGAGGAAGCGGCCGUGCGCGCCGCCGCCGCCGCCGCCGGGCUGGGCGCGGCCCGCGGGGAGCUGCCGGCCUGGGUCAGCUUCCCGGAUGUGGAGCGGGCGGAAUGGCUCAACAAGGUGCUGGCGCAGGCCUGGCCGUUCCUGGGGCAGUUCCUGGAGAAGCUGCUGCAGGAGAGCGUGGCCCCGGCCAUCCGCGCCUCCAGCGCCCACCUGCAGACCUUCACCUUCACCAGGGUGGACAUGGGCCAGAAGCCCCUCCGUGUCCUGGGGGUCCGAGCCCACCCUGGAACCCACAACAAGCAAAUCCUGCUGGACCUCAACAUCAGCUACGUGGGUGACGUCCAGAUCGACGUGGAGGUGAAGAAGUUCUUCUGCAAGGCGGGGGUGAAGGGGAUGCAGCUCCACGGGAUGCUCCGGGUCAUCCUGGAGCCCCUCCUGGGGGAGGCGCCCAUCGUGGGGGCGCUCACCAUGUUCUUCAUCCGCCGCCCGACGCUGGACAUCAACUGGACAGGGAUGACCAACCUGCUGGACAUCCCCGGGCUCAGCUCCAUGUCGGACACGCUGAUCAUGGACAGCAUCGCCUCCUACCUGGUGCUGCCCAACCGGCUCCUGGUGCCGCUGCUGCCCGACCUGCCCGAGGCCGCGCGGCUCCGCUGGCCCCUGCCGCGGGGCGUGGUGCGGGUGACGCUGGUGGCCGCGCGGGCGCUGCGCUGCAAGGAUCGCUUCAUGGGCGGGCUCGUGGAGGGCCGCUCGGACCCGUACGCGGUGCUGCGCGUGGGGACACAGGCGGCCACCAGCCGCGUCAUCGGCGACAACAACGACCCCCGCUGGGACGAGGUGUACGAGUUCAUGGUGCACGAGGUGCCGGGCCAGGAGCUGGAGGUGGAGCUGUUCGACAAAGACCCCGACAAGGACGAUCUCCUGGGCAGGAUGAAGCUGGACCUCGGGGAGGUGCUCAAAGCACGGGUGAUGGAGGAGUGGUUCCCGCUGCAGGAGGGGGGGCAGGGCCGGCUCCACCUGCGCCUGGAAUGGCUCUCGCUGCUCUCCGACGCCUCCAAGCUGGACCAGGUUUUGGAGAGGAACCGGACAAUCGUGGCCAAACCCGACCCCCCCUCCGCCGCCAUCCUGGUCGUGUACCUGGACAGGGCUGAGGGGCUGCCCGUAAGGAAGCCAGGCAAGGAGCCCAACCCCGUGGUUCAGGUGUCGGUGCAGGACGUCACGAGGGAGAGCAAGGUGGUCUGCAACACCCGGCCCCCCGUCUGGGAAGACGCUUUCCGCUUUUUCCUGCACGACCCCCGGAACCAGGACGUGGAUUUCCAGGUGAAGGACGACCCCCGCCAGGCCCCUCUGGGCUCGCUGUCGCUGCCGCUGUCGCGACUCCUGCAGUCGCCGUCGCUGUCGCUGGCCGAGCCCUUCCCGCUGCAGCGCUCGGGGCCGGGGGCGCGCCUGCACCUCCAGCUGGUGCUGCGGGUGAGGAGGGGGCUGGGGGGGGGGUCGCGGGGGGGGUUUUGGGGGGUCCUGCUGACCCCCCCACCCCCCUCCAGGUGUUGUUCCCGGAGCCCCCCGAGCCCGGCGAGGCCACCCCGGGACAAGCGGAGCCCCCCAAAAGUGACAUCGAGGGACCCCCCCCCCAGACCGAGCCGGGCCAGCCCCGACCCCCGGUUCGGCACCGAGCGCGUGCUGCGGAUCCACCUGCUGGAGGCGGAGGAUUUGGUGGCCAAGGACCAGCGGCUCGGGGGGCUCGUGCGGGGCCGCUCGGACCCCUACGCCAAGGUCCGCGCGGGCGGGAGGAGCUUCCGCAGCCGCGUGGUGCGCGAGGAGCUGAACCCGCGCUGGAACGAGAGCUACGAGGUAAUUUGAAUUUUUUGUCCCCAGGUGAUCGUGGACGACGUCCCCGGGCAGGACGUGGAGUUCGAGCUCUUCGACAAGGACAUCGACAAGGACGAUUUCCUGGGCCGGUGCAAGGUGCCCCUGAGGAGGGUCCUGAGCGGCCGCGUCGUGGAUGAGUGGCUGCCGCUGCAGGACGUGCGCUCGGGCCGGCUCCACGUGCGCCUGGAGAGCCUGGAGCCGCGGGGGAGCCCCGCGCUGCUCGAGCAGGUGCUGCACACCAACAGCCUCCUGCAGCCCGCCCGCGGCGAGGAGCUCUCGGCCGCGCUGCUCUGCGUCUUCCUGGACCGAGCCGCCGAGCUGCCGCUCCGGAAGGGCUCCAAGCCCCCCGCGGCCCUCGCCAGCCUGGCCGUGCGCGAUGUCUCCUUCAAGACCAAGACCUGCGCCCCCUCCACGGAGCCCGUGUGGGAUGAAGGCUUCUCCUUCCUCAUCAAGCGGCCGCACGCCGAGUCGCUGGAGCUGCAGGUGAAGGACGAAGGCGGGCAAGCCCUGGGCACCUUCAGCUUGCCGCUGGCCCAGCUGCUGGCCCAGGAGGGGCUGGCGAUGGACGGCUGGGUGCCGCUGGCCGGGGGCGGCGCCGGCGCUCAGCUCCUGCUGCGGGCGCAGCUCGGGGUGCUGGUGUCGCAGCAGGUGGAGGAGAGGGCUGCCAGCAGAGUCCCCGAGGGGGGGGACACGGAGCCGCGGGAGGAGGAGGAGGAGGAGAAGGGGGAUGAAGAUGAGGAGCGCGGGGCGGGGGGGCUGCGCCAGCGCCUGCCCCCGGCGGACAGCCGCCCCGAGCCCCCGCAGGGUCCGCGGGUGCAGCUCUCGCUGUGGUACCACCAGGAGCAGCGCAAGCUCGUGGCCAUCGUGCACGCCUGCAGGGAGCUGCGGGCGGCGGCCAAGGAGCUGCCGGACCCCUACGUGUCCCUGGUGCUGCUCCCCGACCGCAGCCGCGGCACCAAGAGGAAAACGGGCGUGCAGAAGAGGACCCUGAACCCCGACUUCAACGAGAGGUUCGAGUGGGAGCUGGCCCUGGAGGAAGCGGCGCGGCGCCGGCUGGAGGCCACCGUCAAAUCCACCGUGUCCUUCGUGACCCGCGAGAAGGAGGCGCUGGGCAAGCUCCAGCUGGACCUGGCACAGGUGGAUCUGUCCGAGGGAGAACCGCGCUGGUACGAGCUGCAGGACGAGCGAAGCAUCCCCUAAAUCUGGGGACCCCCCGGACCCCCCCAAUCCCCAUGGGGAGGGCGAGGGGGGGCCCGGGACCCCCCCGGCUGCUGCCGCCCCCCCCCCCGACCAAAGACGCGCCGGGCCGGGCCCCCCCCGCGCCCCCCAGACUGUUACGAACCUCGUGCCUUUCACCCCCCACCCCCCGAGCGCCCCCCGGCACCGGGGGGACCCCCGGGGUUGUGUCCCCCGGUGUCCCCCCCCCCGCCAAGGGGGACGCUUGUUCGAGCUGCUGCUGCCACCGCCGGGACGUCCCCAAGAUGUCACCGCCGGGAUGUCGCCGGGAUGCCACUGCCGUGAUGCCACCACCGUGCCGCCACCGGGAUGUCACCGCGCCGCCACCGCCGCGCCACCGCCUCGCUGCCUUCCCGGGGCUGCGCCCCCGUCCCCCCCCCCCCCCCCGCGCUAAUAAAGGAGGGAGGACACGG
This is a messenger RNA of Vidua macroura (Pin-tailed whydah), 3720 nucleotides long. RefSeq names its product extended synaptotagmin 1 (gene ESYT1). Gene Ontology annotation, molecular function: lipid binding. The record is from RefSeq and is a predicted model, not a curated record. Gene Ontology annotation, biological process: lipid transport. NCBI's taxonomy places the organism in Eukaryota, Metazoa, Chordata, Aves, Passeriformes, Viduidae.